Molecule: messenger RNA, 2256 nt
Organism: Cotesia congregata
Lineage: Eukaryota; Metazoa; Arthropoda; Insecta; Hymenoptera; Braconidae
Source: the annotation of a GenBank genome assembly
AUGUCGGAAAAUACGAGUGCUGUGUCGCCGUCAGAUAAAUCUUUGUCUGGGAGUAUGCUGUCAGACGAUAUCGAGGGGGUAUCUAGAUCACCUUCGACCUACUCGAUCCGCGAGGACAAGUGGCCGGAUCUUGUAGUUUCUCGGCCUAGGAAACUCGAUGCCUGGUGGUCGCCUCGACGCGCGAUGAUUGACCAGGACAUGGCCGGUGCCCAGGACACAAUUUACUUGUGCAAUUUCCGGGUCUCCGUCGACGGAGAGUGGCUCUGUCUCAAGGAGCUCCAGGACGUCGAGUUCUCGAUGCAGGACUCGAUGCAGAGGUCCCCCUCACCGCCUCUGGCUAUCAGCGCGCGUGAUCCAGUAAUAAUCGAGCGAAGUAACUUAGUAAAUAUAUCAAAACUAAUCGUAAAAGAACUGAUAGAAACAUCGUUAAAAUACGGAAGAAUGCUCGAUUCGGACCACAUGCCAUUGCAGCAUUUCUUCAUCGUCCUCGAGCACGUUUUGCGACACGGUCUCAGACCCAAAAAGGGUCUUCUUGGUCCAAAAAAGGAGCUUUGGGACAUUUUGCAAUUAGUCGAAAAAUACUGUCCAGAAGCGCAAGAUAUCACAGCGAGCAUCCGCGACUUGCCUACUGUGAGAACGGCGAUGGGUAGAGCUCGGGCUUGGCUACGAAUGGCAUUGAUGCAAAAAAAAUUAGCGGACUACUUAAAAAUUCUUAUCGACCACCGCGAUGAUUUACUAUCAGAAUAUUUUGAACCCGACGCUCUGAUGAUGAGCGAAGAAGCUAUUGUUAUCAUGGGCUUGCUUGUUGGUCUCAAUGUUAUUGAUUGCAAUUUUUGUGUCAAGAAGAUCUUGAUUGUCAGCAAGGGCGCUACAGUUAAAAAUUUACAAGCAAAAGUUGAAUCUCUGACAACGACGAAUGCUUUAAUGAAAGAAGAUCUGUCAAUAGCGCGCAAUAAUAUUCUGUCGAUACAAGAAGAAAAUCGACAGUUGAAGAAAGAACUUGGAAUUGAAGUUAAAGACACUGUUGAGACGGGAAAAACCCCGAUUAAAAUCACCGAAACUACUUCAGAAAUUGAGGAAUUGAGAAGCAGGCUUGAGAGUGAAAAAAAAUUAAGAUCUGACGUCGAAAAGGAAUUGGCUUUACAGGUUAGUAUGAAAUCUGAGAUGGAAGUUGCAAUGAAACUUUUGGAGAAAGAUAUCCACGAAAAACAAGACACUAUUAUUUCCCUAAGAAGACAAUUGGAGGAUAUAAAAUUGAUUAAUUUGGAAAUGUACAAAAAAUUACAGGAAUGCGAGGUGGAAUUGACGCAAAAAGGUGAGAUGGUGAGCCGUCUUCACGCAAAAACCAACCAAAUCGGUAAAAUCUUAAACAAUCUAGAAAAGUAUAACCACCUAAUGAAAGACAGCGAUGGGAGAACGCCAACAACGCCUAGUUCAACAAAAAGUUUUGUUAAAAUAAGCCCGCUUUCUCCAAAGCCACCGCCUUUUGCUGAGCUUGGGACUUUCCGGGACAGAGAUUUCAGAGCGGAGAAAGCCGCUAAAGACUGCGAGAGUUCGCUUAAGCACAAAACUGAAGUUAUUGUCAAAUUGGAAGCUCAGACAUUGUCUAUGUCUGAGACCAUUCAAAAAAUGGAUCAAAAGUGUAAAGAAAUAGACAAUGUGAGGUCGGGAAGUGAGGAACGAGCACGGCUGCUGGAUGCCAAAGUAGCCGAACGUGAGGCACGAGCCAAUGGGAUGGAGAGAGAAUUAAAAGUGGAACGCGAGUGGCGUACUUCACUUCAAGAAGCCUCUGUUUCAAACACUGAAAAGAUUUCCCAGCUAUUGCAAGAAAUUGACCAGCUGAAGAGCGUUCACGAGAAAUAUCUGACCCUCCAAGAAGAGCACUACGCGUUACGUGAAAUAUGCACAGAGCAAGAACGCACGCUGGAAGAACUUGGCGGGCAAUUAAGCUUAGCGAAAUUAGCGGCCUGCGAAUUACGUGAAGCCGUAGACAAUGCGCAAUAUCAAGCAGCUAAUAAUGAAGGAACUAAUGGUACUCCAACAUGGGCUAAUGAUCGACUUGUUACUAAUUGCAAAGGUUGUAAUCGAGAGUUCAACUUAACUCGUCGUAAGCACCACUGCAGAAACUGUGGAAAAAUAUUCUGCAACGCUUGUAGCGACAACACGAUCGCCCUGCCGAAUUCAGCAAAGCCAGUACGAGUCUGCGACGAGUGUCACGUCUUUCUUGUCGGCCGGUACUCAGUUCUCACUCCUUAA